GCCUGUGCUGGAGUUAGCCACAGGGCCGCACAGGCCUUGCUCAGCUUCCCUCUUGUCCUCUGUGUCCCGGCUUCCUCAGCACUUCACCCUGCACUGGCUGUGAGGGCUGCCUGGACCCUGCCCUGACCUGGUCUCCUCUCCUCACAGCAUCCCUACUUCCUUCCCUGCUUGCUCCCCUACAGCUUGAGAAGAGGACUUAUGGCCUGGAAGGACACAUACCUGCUGUCCCCCAUCCUGCUGGUGCUCCUGGCCUCAGGCUGUUGCACAGAGUUAUUUCAAGCAGUGGAGGGCCAGACCUUUUCUGUGAAUUGCCCGUAUGACCACAGACUACACAUCAAUAUGAUGAAGGUGUGGUGUCAGCAAACAUCAACAGAACAUUGUAAAGUGUUAGUGUCCAGUCUCAGCACAGAUACUCAGCAGCCAAAAUUCUCCAUCCGGGACCAUCCUGACUCUCGCUUCUUCACUGUCACCAUGACUGCACUCACGGUGAGAGACUCGGGUGUCUAUUACUGUGGGAUCCAUGACAAUGGUGGAACAAUCACUGUUCUCAGAACCAUGCGCCUGGUGGUGUCAAGAGGUCAUUCAAAUACUACUGCCUCUGCCAUGAUUCCGACUUGGCCAAGAACUGAAGCUCCCCCCUUUAAUACCACAAAGGACAUGAGCACCGUCUUUUCCAGAGUCUCCAUAUCCAGCAUGGUUGUUCCUGUGGUCUGUGGACUCUUCAUUAAGACCCUUAUCUUCACUGUCUUGUUUGCUGUCACACAGAGGUCAUUUGAAUGACAGACCAUGAAGCCACACAACAGUGACUUAUGACUUUCAGGAUGUCUAUAUCAGAAGAAGAGCUCGGGGUGGGGUAGGGCUGAGGAGAGACUGUGAAAUGAAUUGAACCCGUAAUCAUAGGUGACAUCUAAGGCCCAGAAUGUCCCCUGCUAGCCCUGCCUUUUCUCCACAGUCCAUCCAUCAUCUUAGGUAUUUGCUCUGCACCCUCAGAAGACAGGAACCAAUGCCCAGCACCUCUGGCCAUUCUGCCUGAAUAGAGCAGAGUUGGACUCAAAUAAGACAACCCUGUGCCCCUCCCUAACACCUUUCAUGGAAGAUGUGUGAUUUAGGGGUGACCACUGCUAUUCCUGCUCCUUGUUCUUGCCUUAGGCAGUGCAAAUCUAGCCACUUGGGCAGGCCCUUGCUUAUGAAGCAGCAUGCUCUCCCAGCCUCUAGGGCCUUCCUCUCUGGGAAUCAGGCACUCAGAUUGGUCUUCCUCUGUGGUUCUCUGAACACUCCCAAACAUGAACCAAAAAGACAAGAUCCCUUCUUGAGGAUUAUGCAACAGGGAAAGAGAAAUCAAGUUAAACUGGAUGCUGUUGUCUGGGAAA
Arvicola amphibius (Eurasian water vole) is the source of this 1370-nucleotide messenger RNA. RefSeq names its product triggering receptor expressed on myeloid cells 1-like. Gene Ontology annotation, cellular component: cell surface. Lineage: Eukaryota; Metazoa; Chordata; Mammalia; Rodentia; Cricetidae. The coding region runs from base 199 to 780 and encodes 193 amino acids. The record is from RefSeq and is a predicted model, not a curated record. The transcript is spliced from 4 exons. Gene Ontology annotation, molecular function: signaling receptor activity.